This is a messenger RNA of Aegilops tauschii subsp. strangulata, 978 nucleotides long. The record is from RefSeq and is a predicted model, not a curated record. Lineage: Eukaryota; Viridiplantae; Streptophyta; Magnoliopsida; Poales; Poaceae.
AUGCAUGGCCGACAUGACAUCCUGUCAUCGCCGCGGCUGAUUGUCCUUGCUUUCAUGGCGAACUGUCCACCACUAUUUCCCUCAAAAACCCUCCCGCCCGUGUGCUCACACCCCACACCCGCCAUCGACGACGCCAUCGACCUCGACGCCGCCGCCGGCCUCGCCUACCUUGCCUUGUCCGGCGCCGCCGCCCCCUCCGGGAAAGGCAAGCCUCGUGCCCCGCGCAAGACCGUCGCCGUGACCAAGCCAAAGAAGCCGCUGGCACCCGAACAACGGGCAAGGCAGUCGGCCAAGAGGAAGGGCCGGAGGCACGCCGCGGACGCGAGGGAUGAGGCCGCCGCGCAGGCCGUGGUCGUCGCCGCGGCGGCAACGAGGGAGGUGUUCUACAUGCUAGGGUUAAACCCUGGCCGGCACGGACUCGUCCAAGCCGCCGCGGCCAGCACCGGCUCGUCGGCGUUUCCUCGGAUGGUGCUGCCCGACUCGCCCCGCGCGUCGGCUUGCAAGCCGGGAGGAGACCACCGUCGCCGUCGCGCUCGACCCCGCCGCCGCCUGGACGCCGCCGGAGCACUCCCCCGCCGGCCUGCUUCCCCCCUUCCUCCCCUGCGUGCGACGUCCCCGUCCCCCCACCCCGAGCCCCGCUGCCCAGACCCUACGCCUGCGGUGAGGCCCUCGGCCGUGCUCGUCCCCUCCCCUGCAUCGCCGCGCUCCCCGCGUUCGGCCCGCGCCCGGGCCACGCGUCGCCCUGCCCGGCGUGCCUACACACGCCCGUGGUCGCGCCCUCUCCCCCGUGAGCAGCGCCCCUCCUCUCUUUCCCUCGACGCGCUCACCGCAGCCCCCGCGCCGGCCCUCGCCUCUGUCGCCCCUGUGCGUCGCCCGCCGCCCGCGUCAACUGCGCGCGCGCGAUGGCGCUCCCGCCUUUGCUCGCCCCUCCUCGUGAACGCGCCCGCCACCCCCGUGCUCGGCUACGCCGCCCGCUGA